Messenger RNA from Miscanthus lutarioriparius, 720 nucleotides. Lineage: Eukaryota; Viridiplantae; Streptophyta; Magnoliopsida; Poales; Poaceae. The record is from the annotation of a GenBank genome assembly.
AUGGCGGCCAGGAGGUCGGGGCGGCCUGGACCUCUACCUCAGCCGCGUCGUCCUUCCCGCCGCCGGCUCCCUCCACACCUCCCCCAAGAGCACGUGUCGCGGUACCACGACUGGAUGCAGGACCCGGCGCUGCUGGAGGCCACCGCGUCGGAGUCCCUCUCGCUCUCGCAGGAGUUUGAGCACACUUUCAUAGUGUUGCAUAAGGAGUUGAUAGAGGGAGAGUUCGUGCCCGGCAACCCGCACACUGAAGUCUUUAUUUCUUUUGGUCCCAAUGAGACAGUAUGGUAUGUGACGUGGAGAUCAGUACACAAUGGUAUCCAGCCAGCCAGCCAUGGUGGCCAGGUGGUCAGGGCAAUUCCUCAUCCGCGAUCUACUUACUUCCUCCUUCGCCUCUCCCGCCCAGUCCGCGUUUCUGGAGACAUUGAGAGAAUGGUUGUUUUUCUUCGACAAACCAAGGAGCACAGGCAGGUUCAUGCAGACAUAGACGCAGGGGUGAUAGCGCUCAGCUACCACAUCGUUGCAGCUGAACUCAUUGGUGUCGCAGCCGGAGCCCAGAGCUGGUGGUGCUGGUGCAGAUGUAAGUUAAGUUUCAAGACGAACAGAAAGCAGAACACUGAUGGGACAACGUCUCACUGCUGGAUUGCUGAAAGCCUGAAACUUACUGAAGCAUCCAUGUUGAUAACCUAUGUGGGGAUAGGUCGGGAGUAUGUGUUUUUCUGA